AUAUAUAGCUCAUUCAUUUCGUAGCAUUAGCACACUUGAAGUCCUCUAUAGUUUUCGUCACUCAUGAUCUAAAAAUUCUCCUCUCAUAUCCUUCCUUGUCCUAACCUUAAAUAUUUGAGGCUUUUUCUCUAAAGUGACAUAGCCUUACAAUAUAAGAUCAAUAGUUAGAUAGAUAAAUAGAUAGAUCGAACUUCGAUUACGAGACAUGGCCGGAGGCGGAUUUGCAGCCUCGGGCGGGGGCACGGAGUUCGAGGCGAAGAUCACGCCUAUAGUCAUCAUUUCUUGCAUAAUGGCCGCCACCGGCGGCCUAAUGUUCGGCUACGAUGUUGGUGUCUCAGGUGGCGUCACAUCAAUGAGGCCUUUCUUGGAAAAAUUCUUCCCCGCAGUUGCUAAGAGGGCUAAUGAUCCAAAAUUAAAUAGUAAUUACUGCAAAUAUGAUAAUCAAGGGCUGCAAUUAUUCACAUCAUCACUCUAUUUGGCUGGUUUAACUGCAACCUUCUUCGCCUCUUACACAACAAGACAGCUUGGGAGAAGAUUGACCAUGUUGAUUGCUGGUUUUUUCUUCAUUGCUGGAGUUAUUCUCAAUGCUGCAGCCCAAGAUCUUGCCAUGCUCAUCAUUGGUCGGAUCUUGCUCGGUUGCGGCGUCGGGUUCGCCAAUCAGGCUGUCCCACUAUUUCUAUCAGAAAUAGCACCUACGAGAAUACGUGGAGGGCUCAACAUUUUAUUCCAACUUAAUGUAACAAUUGGAAUUCUUUUUGCCAAUCUCGUCAAUUACGGCACUGCCAAAAUUGAAGGAGGGUGGGGGUGGAGGGUCUCGUUGGGGCUUGCCGGCAUCCCCGCCGGCCUCCUCACCGUAGGCGCAUUGUUGGUAGUCGACACUCCAAACAGUCUAAUAGAACGCGGUCAUUUAGAGAAAGGAAAAGCCGUGCUCAAGAAGAUCCGUGGCACGGAGAAUGUGGAGCCCGAGUUCUUGGAGCUCGUUGAGGCCAGCCGCGUGGCGAAGCUCGUCAAGCACCCUUUUAGGAACCUUCUCAUGAGGAGGAAUAGGCCUCAGUUGAUCAUAGCUGUUGCUCUGCAGAUAUUCCAGCAGUUCACAGGGAUUAAUGCUAUAAUGUUUUAUGCUCCUGUCCUGUUUAACACUGUUGGAUUUGGGAGUGAUGCUGCCCUGUAUUCGGCGGUGAUCACGGGCGCCGUCAACGUGCUCUCCACCGUCGUCUCCAUCUACUCCGUGGACAAGCUGGGGCGGCGCGUGCUGCUGCUGCAGGCCGGGGUGCAGAUGUUCCUGUCGCAGGUGGUCAUCGCCGUGCUGCUGGGGAUCAAGGUGAAGGAUCACUCCGAGGAUCUCAGCCGUGGCAACGCGAUCUUCGUGGUGAUCCUGAUCUGCACGUUCGUGUCCGCGUUCGCGUGGUCCUGGGGCCCGCUCGGGUGGCUCAUCCCGAGUGAGACCUUCCCCCUGGAGACGCGCUCGGCCGGGCAGAGCGUGACCGUGUGCGUCAACCUGCUCUUCACCUUCGUGAUAGCGCAGGCGUUCCUCUCGAUGCUCUGCCACUUCAAGUUCGGGAUCUUCUUCUUCUUCUCCGGGUGGGUGCUCGUGAUGUCGUUCUUCGUGUUCUUCCUGGUGCCCGAGACGAAGAACGUGCCCAUCGAGGAGAUGACGGAGAAGGUGUGGAAGCAGCAUUGGCUGUGGAAGAGGUUUAUGGAUGAUGAUGAUCAUCACUACGUUGAUGGAGGCAAAAAUGGACAUGGCAAAGGGUUUGAUCCUCAUUCUCAGUUAUGAAGAUUUUGUGUUUGAGAGUUUUUACACUAAUAAUUCAAUAGAUAGAUGUUAUGAAAUAGGACAUGCGUUUGUUUUAUUGUAACCCAUUGUGGAAAGCCUUGAAUUUGCUUCCUAACUUUUGAUUUUCCACAAAAUUUGUGUCCUAGUGCCUUGUAUUAAUUUAUCUACUAUAUUAUGUA
Molecule: messenger RNA, 1956 nt
Organism: Salvia miltiorrhiza (redroot sage)
Lineage: Eukaryota; Viridiplantae; Streptophyta; Magnoliopsida; Lamiales; Lamiaceae
Product: sugar transport protein 13
Exons: 5
Coding region: 206-1777 (523 amino acids)
Biological process (GO): monosaccharide transmembrane transport
Cellular component (GO): membrane
Molecular function (GO): monosaccharide transmembrane transporter activity
Source: RefSeq, a predicted model, not a curated record